Haliotis rufescens (red abalone) is the source of this 4230-nucleotide messenger RNA. RefSeq names its product histidine-rich glycoprotein-like. Lineage: Eukaryota; Metazoa; Mollusca; Gastropoda; Lepetellida; Haliotidae. The transcript has 10 exons. The coding region runs from base 119 to 1348 and encodes 409 amino acids. The record is from RefSeq and is a predicted model, not a curated record. Gene Ontology annotation, molecular function: calcium ion binding.
CUCGUGGAGCCGGUGUAACAGUGUAUUCAGUAUCGGGGUCGCCCAUGUAAGUGUUGCCGCUGUCAGCUGUCAAGUUGGGAAUUUUACAAUCUGAGAGCACCAAAUCAAAGUAUCGAAAAUGCGUUGUUGUUUAGUUGUGGCAUUAAUUGCCGUUCUUGUCGUCUGUGACGCUAGGAGGGUGAAAAGGGAACGCAAGCAUCAUUUGAAAACGCACCACAACCAACACGAGAAAUCCUUCAAACACCACCUCGAAACGGACAAGAAAGCACAUCAUGUUGGUCAUGCCAAGAACACACUUCAUUUAAAGAGAGUGUCAGGCUGCAACUGUCCAGAGGGCCAGGUGUGUGUGGAGGGCUCCGCUACCGGGAAGCCACUCUGUGUCAACAGACACUUCCUGAAACAAGGAGAGAAGCUGUUCAGGGACUUCCAGAGGCAUCACCCAGACAUCAAGUCUGAUGGACAGCAGGAGCGACACCAUCAGGUGCAGCCUCACAUCGAGCGUCCUCAUGACGUCCACAUCAGUGUCCAUGCCAAACAACAUGAAGCUGAACACCCUAGCAACAAGCAGCACUCCCUCAGCAGGCAUCAAGACAUGCAGCAUCCUAGUAUCAAGCAGCAUGAGGUUAAGCACGUCAGCAACAAACAUCACAAUGAGGUGAAUGAUAAGAGUCAUCGUAUUCUGGAAGCUCAUCAGAGGACUGGGAGUAUGAACCACCAUGCUCACCACAAGAAAGUCCAAGUGUGCACCAAGGAUGACUUCAGUGAAAUGCGUCAGCGCCUCACAGGAUGGUUCCGCCUGCUUCAUGCUGAGGAGAAGGAGCAUCAUCAUAAUCACCAUGGCAACCAUCACAAGAAACACCACCAUCUCUCUGUCAAGAAGGAGCUCAGAGAUCACCAUGAUGGGAAGUGCAAGGCUCAGCCCUCCGUGAUGUGGGAGAUGCACACGCUGGAUGUGAACAACGACCACCACCUCACCAGCGCUGAACUUGCCGAGAUAGAGAACAAUGGCCGAGAGCCAUGUCUGCGACCAUUCCUCGAGUCCUGUGACACAGACAGAGACUCAAGGCUUUCUGGGCAUGAGUGGAGAUGUUGUUUUGCUGAUGCCAUUGCUCCUUGCUAUGCUAAGCUUCGAGAUGUGCAGAGGAACAACCAACUAGAGACAGCUGCAUAUAUCCCCCGCUGUGACCGCGAGGGAUACUUUGAGAAGGAACAGUGUCAUGGCCGCACCAUGGAGACGAGGACUUGCUGGUGUGUCGACCUCAAUGGAAAUGAGGUCCCGAAAACAAGAGCUCGAGUCAGGGCACAUUGCGAAAAGGUUGAUGUCCUGGGUCACAUGAAGAAGCACUAAACAGCUGGGAGAUGUACAGUCACAAAAUCAGGAGUUAACAUACUAUAACAUUGAUGAACAUAACUAUAGUUCAGAAGAAUCUACCAUGUGUUUUAGACACUGUACUAAACAGGUACUAAAAUGAAAGUUAAAAGUCACAUGACACUUGAAGAUGUCGAGAUCUACAUCAGCCCAAAUCAAACGAAUUGUGAUACGCAAUGCUUAACUGCUUGACACAUUCAUAUUGAAAAUAGUCUGUAUUUUGAAAUAGUUGUCAAAAUGUAAAUCUUAAAAUAUCAGUGAUGUUUGAUAUCUUUGUCAUCACCUUAGAUGAAACUUAGUGAGAAUGGUAAACAUUAGUGUGAAUGCUUCAAUCUAGACUAGACGUUCAAUGAUUUUUUUAUUAUACUACUUAGAAAAAGAUAAGGACAACACAAUUCUUUCAUAAUACUGUAGUUAAUAUGUCAUGCCACGACAGAUUAACUAUUGUGAUCAUCUUAGCAAGGCAAGGGGUUAACUGACUGUAAAAGUCCAGUUUCCACACUUGAACUAGCUGGAAUUAUGGAGUUAUAUUUUGGCUGGACUAACAUGUCUAUGCAUAGUCCAUCCGGGUCAUAAACAACAUGGAUUUCAAAGUGAAAAUUUCAGUUGACUGCAGGAAUUGCAAAGCCUGUGUACUGUCGACUGGGCAUGGAAGGUAUUUUCCAAAUCUUUUCACGAAUGGUAAUAUGAAAGAAUCGGGUGGUUUGAACUUUGAGUAGUAUAUUUUAGAACAAAAUGUGAAUGGUUAAUCAGUUAGGAAUAUUGUUUGUCACAUUUAUGUAGUGUUUCUUGUUUUUGACCCAAUCAUUUGAUACAAAAGGGGAACUUGAAGAAAUAUUGGAAUGUCCUGUUCUGAAUGUUUAUUGGAGUAGAAAUAAUGACAUUGGCUGGACUAUGAACUCCAUGUCAAAGAGACCUUCCCUGUUGUGUGUAUCCCUCAUUGACAGCAUUUGGUGGUAUGUCUAUGCAAUGGUUUUUCUAUGUACUUGCUGCUGAUUUUGUCAUGUGGCAACCUUUGAUGUUUUUCACAUUUUCUUUUUCAAAAAUGAUCUUGUGAAACAACGUUUCUCUCUAUACAGGUAAAACAAAUUUUGGUUUUAUGGUAAAAAAAAUUUCAGAUCUUGUAGACUGUGAAAUGUAUCCUUUGAGCAUGUUUUCAACUGUACAAAUAUACACAUUAGAAUCAGUUGUAACACUAACAGAAGCAUUUUGUUAUCCUUUAAAAUAUGUACAGUAGUUGCAACAUGGUGCUUUCUUGUGAGGCUGAUAUAUUUACAAUAUCUGUUGAAGGGUACCACAGACCUGAGCAAUCAUACAAUAUCGAGAACAGAAGAUUACCUAUAUCUUUAUAUCUAUAAAAUAUGUAAGCACAACUUUUCGUGGCAGCAUGUAUUAAUCAAAGCAACUGCAGCCUGUUUUGUUUAUGAAAUGAUUUAUUUGGUUGAACAAAGUUGAAGGUUAUAAAGAUUCGACUGAAAUCACAAGGUCACUUUCUUUUGAUGGUUAUGAAGACUCAACUGAGUCGGUGUCCAUGCUGUUCAAGAAAACUUCCUUAUACUUUCAUAAACUUUCCGGUAGCGUCUUCUUUGUCUGCUUUGUGAAAUUGAUGUAUGACUGCAAAUAACACUUGUAUAACCGAUGAACUGUGUUAAAGGGCUGGUGUACUCAUACUUAGAUAUAUAUUUACUUUUCUAGAUAUCAUAUUCUUGUUUCAUUAAGGUGUAGACAUGUUCUGGUUCCAACAUGCCAACUAACCCCAUAAGUACAUAACCAUCCAUUUCUAUUGACCUCUUUUUGAAUCAUUGAUUUUGGGAAAACUUUUUGAUAUUUAAUUUCUUUAAAAAAUAUAUCCGGAACAGUUUGGUAAUUAUCUGAUCUUUAUAUAUUUUUGAAUCCAUGUAUUGGAACCUCAACAUUUUUAGGCCGUGAGAUCAUCAUAUUUCCUCGCAUAACAUGGAGAAAGAGCUGAGUGUACCACUAGGCCAAUCUCUCGAGUUUAUUUCUCAUCUUUUUUCUGUUCUUAUGGAAGUAUGUAAAAUGUGUUUCUGUAUAGAUGUACUGUUGGUUGUGAUAAACAUUAGAGUUCCAGGGUAUAUGUACUUAGCUUCUUUUCAAGUUUAAAAUGUGAUAAAAUUAGGUAUUUUACCAUUUUAAGCCUGUUUGUCAAUUUAUGGAUGAAAUCCAUUGUUUUUAACAGCACUGCACAAUUUAUUUGUCUGUGUAUUUUAACCUGUUGUCAUGGGUACCCUGCAGGAUAUUCCGUUUUUUUUCACUGAAACCAGUAUUUUAAUAUUUUAUUAUAUAUUUUUAGAAAUAAUCUGGUAAUGGUGACUUGUUUCACAAUUAUACCAAUUAAAACAAUUACUGUCUAGAAGAUGCAGUCAGUUAUGUGAUGUGCUCGUCUUAUCAACUGUUACAAAUCAUGCACAGUUUGUAGUUUGUUAUUGAUGAAGUAUUGACUUUUUAAAGUCAGCAAGUUUGUGUCUGCAACCUUUCCUUGCACUUGAACUACAUCCAUUGUACAUGGCAGUGCUUUGAGGCUGAACAUGCUGUAUAUACAACUGUCAUUGUUAUGAAAUAUGAAAUAGUUUUAGAAUCUUCCUAUUUCAGAGGAUAUUUGCUAAAUUUGUUUUUGACCCAUGACUGGGAUGCUAUUUAUGUUUUGAAAAAAACUCAAGUGCUAUGUGAAAUAUUAAUAUAUGAAAUUGUUACAUAAAUAUUUUGUGCAUUUCUUCAAUUCUAACACAAUGUUACUUACCACAAACCUGUCAUUUCUGUUUAGAACUCAGAUCUUCCAACUUUUUAUUUAUCAUGUUUAUUUGCCUUCCUUUACAUUAGAAAAAAUAAAUCUUUUCUUCUAA